Molecule: messenger RNA, 3215 nt
Organism: Rattus rattus (black rat)
Lineage: Eukaryota; Metazoa; Chordata; Mammalia; Rodentia; Muridae
Gene: Rbm43
Product: RNA binding motif protein 43
Exons: 5
Coding region: 280-1311 (343 amino acids)
Molecular function (GO): RNA binding
Source: RefSeq, a predicted model, not a curated record
ACGUCUUGCGCAGGAAACGCAAAGGCGCGGAGAGACUAACCUAGCGGGGCGCCGCCCUUUCAAGCUGUGUCUCCAGGGCGACAGGAACUAGAAAACGAAAGUGGAACCUACUCGCUGCCAGCUUUUAGGCCUUCCCGCUGCCUGAGCAUCUCCUCCCUGCCCAGGUAGGACCUGCGUGCCAUCUCAUCUUGACUCAGCUACUGGUUGAAAGGACAGCGAUUCUGAGACCUGCAUCUUCUGGGCCAUCACCACCACUGCCUUAGUUUUCUGAAUUCCACGAUGGCAUCAGCGUUGACGGUCAAAGAUCCCACAGUUUCUGAGAGAACAGUUGUAGUUUCUGGGCUUCCAGUCGGCCUCUCAAAACACCAGUUAGUGAAGCGCUACUUCCGGGAUGAGGGCGGACAUGUGGAAAAGGUGAUAUAUCCAUCAAGAUCCAAAGGAGUUGCGUAUAUCAUCUUCAAGGAAAAGAAAGUUGCACAGACCGUCAUCAGACAAAAGAAACACCCUCUAGGCUCAGAGCCUCUGCUCACAGUCUCUCACUUCAGUGAAAAGGUCUUCAACUAUGUGAUGGCCAUUCUUGAUUUGUCUGUUUUUCGGCCUCAGAUUGUGCUAGAAAGCCUAGUAGUAGACCUGAAAAAGAAAAUCCCAACUUUAAAUUUUAGCCCAUUGGGACGCAGUGGGAAAAUCUCUGUGCAAGGUUCAUUUCUGGCCAUCCUGAAGCUCAAACAGGCUUUGAUAUCAAAAGCUAAUUCCGCUUUAGAAAACAACAGGAAAUACGCUGGUGAGAGGAGAAACUGGACUGGACAGAAUCUUAGACAGGUCCUGCAGAAAAACGAGAACUCUGCACCGACUCUGGGGACCUCUGUACCUGAGCCUGCCGGCAGCCCGGAAACACUUGUGCUUGAUACAGAUGUUUUUCUUUACCUGAAACACAAGUGUCAGUUUUAUGAACCAACACUGAGCAAAUACCACGUCCUGUGUCAGGAGAAGGUGGAUGGUGACAUCACUACCCUUUGUCUACAAGAUGCCCGGGAUGGGUCUUACCCUGGCAGCGUCAGACAUGUGAAGGAGCUCAUUGAGGAGUGGGCCCAGGAGUUCCACCUUGAGCUCAGAAAAGAGCUGCUGGUUUUGGAAGGAAGGAGAGAGAGCGAGAAAAGAAACAUGAGGCAGGUUUUUGAACAACUGUGUUGCAGAUAUCCUAGAGUUUUGAUGAAUGUUCACAGAACACAUAUUGACCUUAUAGGACCUCCUUCUGACACGUCCCUGUUUAAGACACAGCUCAUGAAGUCUGCAGGGCAAAAGGUCACUUGAAGUCUCGGCCACAGUUAUCAUGGUCACUCCCCCCGCCCCUCCCCCACCCAGGGUGUAGGUGAAGAUUUGGAUAUGAAGAUAUGGAUAUGAAACUACUUAUCCAAAGUUAUCCAGUAGAUAGUGAAUGGGACUGGCAUUGAAUAAAAAGUAAUGUCUCAAUCAAGCCUUGAAAAAAAGAACUCACUAAAUGUUGACUGAUUUCCCCUGCAAAUCAAAAUUAUUAGGAGAAGAAGUCUUCCCCUGCAUAGGUUUGCAUGACUAGUGUGCUGUUGCUAAGCUCUCGGGGUUUGUAUUCACCCCACAUAGCAUGAGAAUGUUGGCCGAGCUCACUUGGGAAGUUGUGGUUCUGUCAGAAUUGUGGGGGAAUCUUGGGAGAAGUCUGUGUGAACGCUUUUGUGUAUGCUUCUUGCUUUCCGAUAGUAUGGUGUCCAGAUGAGCAUUGUGAGUCGAAAACAUUGUGAAUCAGAAAUGCCUUUAAUCCAAGUAAUUUGCAGAACAUGCUAGAUUUGCCAAACUGCCCACAGUGAGGAGAUGACUACGUACCCCGGUUGCUUCGUUGACUGACAGAUAGGCUCAUCGAUGCUCUGCACUGCUCGACAGCAUCGGGUAGUGGAUCAGCACUUGUCUGGAAGAGAUUCAGUGUCCGAAGUACGAUUUCUAGACUAUUCCUUUUGCACCAUAAUAAAGGAAAAUGUACAGAAAAUUAAAUUGUGAGCUGCAUCGUUAUUGCGUGAAGGAUCAUCUGCGUUCUGAGCAUCCGCGAUCUUCCUCCUCAAAUGCUAUUACUUUAGUUGGCACGGUAAUAAAGACAAAGAGAAGCCACAGGGAUUUGUUUCCAGGUCUGCGACUCCCUUGACUUUUAGCCUUAGAAUAAGUCAAUUUUACAUAACAGAGCUCUGCAGAGCUCAUCUUGGUUAAUAAAUAAUAAAACCGUAUCUGUUCCUCUUCAAGUAAACAAACAUGCCCAUGGUUGUUGUAACUGCGUAGGAAUCUGUUGGGUCUUUAUUCUUCUUUGCCAUCUAAAUCCCAAAACACUUUGUUUCCUUGGUAUAUUUCUGACACCAAAAAACACAGGCCACCAAUCCAAAACUUGACAAAUGGGACUACAUCGGUCUGAACAACAUGUGUGCCCCAGAGAAUGUGAUCAAUCUGUUGAAAAGAAUGCUUCCACUUGUUUGGGCUUCUGUAACAGGUUUUGAGAGGUGACUUAAACAAUGGACAUUUCUCAACAGUUUAAAGGCGGGGGAGGCAGAUCAGGAUGCAGUGUGAUAAGGCUGGACUGUGAUAAGGGCCGGAUUCCUUUAAGAAAGCAAUGUAGUCCCCUGUCUCUUAGAACACUAAUUUCAUCCUGAGGGGCUUCCUUCAUAACUCAGUCAUGCCCUCUCAGGGCCCCACCUCCAAAUACCAUCUGUGUUAGCUUCUCGUUGCUGUGACAGUAUACCAGAGCAAACUCACAAGCAGGAAAGUUUGUGGCUCCCAAUUUUAGUCCAUGGCUGCUUGACCUCGUCUAGUGUGGUGAGAGUACCCCACCGUUACCAUGUUUCCAGUCAUUAGGGCAAAGGGGAAGGGAGGUAUACCUCCCCCUGGGUGUUUUAGGAUAUAGUUAGCGUUGCACAGAUCCAGCUGGGACUGAGAUGCUCACUUAAAGCAUAGCUGUCUGGGGCAGGUAUGAAGUCACAUAAUUUAUUAUAAGCAUCUUCCAAAGGGUUCUUACACACUUCUGCAUGAGAGUGGGGAGGAACAGCUUGCUUCUGAUGGGUAAUUAUGGGAAAUACCCACCUUUCUGCCUUUUCCCGGAGAGCUGGGUUUUAGAGUGAAAGUCCCACGUACUCCUUCCUGUGUUCUGUAAAUUGCCGAGCGCUUUACUCUUCACCUUGGAAUAAAGCUUCCUUGCUACGUCGCUA